UUAAAUAUUUUGUUAAUUUUUUUUUCAGCUGCAGUGUACCAAGCGAAUGCUUCCCUAUUAGAACAAUUAGUGCAUCAAUCAUGACUCGAUUUUUGAAGCUGGUGCGCCAUCAGGAUGGCAAAUGGAAAGCUUUACCCACUGAAACUGAUGAUUUAGCUCAAGUAGUACUUAAAGAAAGAAAAUAUGCUCCAAUAGAUCCUGCUCAGCUCCUUAAAGCUCUUGAUUCUCUUCUCUCUGUGGAUGGAGGAAUAAGAAGUGUCGAAGAUGUGCCAAGAUUAGCUAGUUUGAUGAAGAAAUUUUCGAAAAAACUUGUCAGCCGUUGUGUUUAUUGCAAUGUACUUCAAGCUACACAACCAGAAAUACUUUCAGAGUAUCUAGAUAAAGGUGGAUGGGAAACUAUUAAUACUUGGCUUCAGUACGCAAAAUCAUCAUCGUCUCAUUGUUUCUUGUUAGAAAUGCUCAAAUUGUGCAAACAGCUACCUAUGACUUUGAGCAGGCUGAAGGAAAAUAAUACUGCGAAACUGAUUAAAGCAUUGACGAAGCAUGAAAAUUCAGAAGUGAAGACUCUUUCUUCUGAAGUUGUAACCAAAUGGAUGUCUAUAAUUAAAGGAACAAAAGCUGAAGUUCCUGCAGCAGGAGGAAAAAAGAAAAAGAAAAAAGUAACAAAGCCUGAGGAAGACAAAAAAGAAGAAGAAAAGCCUGCUGUAGAAACUGUUAAAGAGCUAGUUGACAAGAAUCCUGCAAAGAUAAAAGGAGUGAAACGCACGUCAAGUGAAAAAGAGGCUAAAAAAGUUGAGUUUUAUGAAGAUGUAAAAAUUGAUCCUGAGCCCUUAUUGCCUCCUCCUAAAAAGCCACGGCCUGAUCGACCGAAGACAGUGAAAUUAUAUCAGAAAAAAUUCCGUGCCACUGGUUUAGAAGAAGCAACUCCAUUGCCAAAGAAUAUUCCCAAAAAGGCUCCUACUGUUGAUAAAAGUGCACUUGCUGUUGUUAAAAAUGCUCAGGUGAAAAUUAAUGCUCCUGAUAGGAUACUAGAGAAAAAAAUAAAGCCUGAAAAUCUUAUGGCUAUUAAUGAAAAUUCAGCAGCUAACAAAGGCAUCAAAUUGAUUCCUGCAAAGCCACGACCAGCACAUGUACUUCAUGAAAGUGCAAGUUUUAUGGAUGCAUUAAUAUCACAACCAAUUGUUCCUGUAAAAAGAAAGAAAAAAGUGCAACCUAAUAAAGCAGCAACUUCUCCUACAUCUCCCACUUUAACUGCUCCAAAAUUGCAAUUUUACAAGGAUACGUUAGAAAUGAAUGACGAGGAUAAAAAAGAAGAUAAAGAUUCUGCUACAAAUGAAGAAAAAAUUACAAGUUCAGAAGAGAAAAAUAGUGCUAAUAAUCAAGAAGAAAGUGAGCCAAUGGAUACAACUGAGGAAGGAGGACAAACACCUCCUAAUGAAGAAUCAACAGAUAUAGUUAGUCCAUCUGAAAAUUCCCAGGAGUCCAAAGAUAGCAAAACCCCAAAUGUAGCUGUCGAUCCAAAUAAAUUGAAAUCAAUUUUAUCACAUGGAAGAAGGAGAGGAAGGAAGAAGUCUGUGAAAUGGGUUGAUGAUUCCAGUUUGAAAGAAAUUUUUUACUUUGAAAUGGAUGAAAAUGAAAGAGUUAAUGUGCUGAGAACUCAAAACUUUGGCGAUCUGAAGUCUAUUGAAGUAAAAAGAGAAAGAGAAGCCAUGGAAUUAGCCAAGCGACAAGCUGGUGAUAGAAUGGAAGAAUCAACUCGGUGGUGGAUAACUCCUAUAUUAAUCGAUGUACCACCUCCUCUGGUGGAAGUUGGCUGUGAAAGUGUAGAGAAAGAUUUGGAAAGGUAUAGGCAGCAAUGUACAUUACAAGAAAUCUAUUUCACAAGAGAAAUGAUACCAGAUUCUCCACAUGAACCAGAUUUAGAAAUUGUUCCAGCACAAGAACCUAAAGUCAUUCCUUUAGAUGAAGAAAAUUCUAUUGGCUCAGUAAUGGAUUAUUCAAAUUAUAAAGCUCCAAAGCCUCAGUUACCAGAAGUUUUAACAUCCUUAAUUCGAUCAACUGGCCAGACUCAGAAUCAGAAUAUUUCUCAAGAACAACAGAUGCCAAAUGAUCUUAACAAUAUUUUAAAGCAACCUAUAUUAAACCCUGAAAUUACUAACCAGCAACAUAUUCAAGUACCAUCAUCUUCACCAUAUGAUCCAGCGGAACCAGUGUCUGUUAUGCCUUCAAACAGUUUACUUGGACCUCCUCCACCGUUGCAAAAUAUGUUUGGUAUGUCACAAGAUGUCCAAAAUAUGAACUCUCAAAAUGAUUGGCGGCCAUCAGAAGUGAUGCAGCCUGAUCAGUUUUUUGGUGGUUAUAUGAAUCCAAACAUGGUUCAUGAUCCAGUUCCAGGCAUGAAUAUGAGACCAAGAAUGGUGCAAGAAAUGUUCCGACCUCCAAACAUGCACAAAGUUCCACCUCGAGGAAUGGGUCCUCGACCAAGAAAUGUUCACAAAGUUCCAUGUCGACACUUCAUUGCAGGAGGUUGUCGAUUUGGCAUGAAAUGUUCCUUCUUACAUCCUGGAAUUAAUGGGCCUCCAUUAUAGUGUGAUAGGCAAUUCUUCAUGUGAAAAUGUGCCUUUUCAGUAUUACUGUGAUAUGGACAUUUCAUUCAUGGCUUCCAUUAUUGACUAUUACUGCUUUUUGAGAAAGCAGAAGCCUAUCUCAUGCCAUUAAUGUACAUACUAUUUACUGUACAGAUUGUGAAUAGAUACCAUGCGGAGCUGAAUUCACAGACUAGUAUUAAAAAUUGAUCAGAAAUCACGGAAUGAUUUCUUUUGCUUUAGUUUGCAUUCCACGUAAAGGGUGUGCUUAAUUAAUUUGGACAGCUGUUAAAUUCUAUAAACUUUAUAAAUACAGAAUUGCUGAUUUAAGUUUGUGGGAAAAUAAGCAUUUAAUAGUGAAUUGGUGAUUGGCAUUGCUUUUGGUUUGACAAAGCAUAAAUUUUCAUGUUACUUUAUGCAUGCUGAAAUUUGUUAACAUUGUCUUGAAAAUGUGUACUUUGCUGAAAAUAUUUUCUUUCCCCCCCUUCAAUAUUUCAGUGCAAAACCAAAUAAAUAGUUUUAAGGUGGAAUUUAAAAAUUUGUCUCUUAAUCUGAUAUUUGCAUUUUAAUUGGUCAGAUUUUCUUUAAAAGAUUGAUAAUAAGUAUAAUUUAUAAGGAUAGGCAAAUGAUCUGCUCCAUUUUAUUUCUGGGAGUAGUUAAAAAUAAAAUGUUCAGAUAUUCCACAGAUGAGUAAUUGCUUUCAUAAAUAAAUAAAAAAAAAAAAAAAAAAAGAAAAAAAUAUUAAGAAAGAUUAGCAGACAUGAAGUUCUGCAAGUUUUCCCUAAAUUUUUCUUGGUGUGCUUUAAAAAUUUUACUACCUAGCUCGUUUUCCCAAUUUUUAUAUGGAUAAGGUUAUUGAUAUAUUUCAUCAUUUGCUCACAAUGUGAAAGCCUUUGGCAAUUUUUAGUUUCUUUUUAGAUACACUGUUUUAUUUCUGUACAUAUUUUAUUGUAAAUAUGUUGUAUAGUAUUAUGUUUUUUUAUGUAAAAAUGCAACACUUGACUGAAAGUUUAUUGCAAGUAAUAUAAAAGUUUAUGUGUAUAUAUGUGAUGCUCAUACUUGAAUUUCUUUCUAAAGGAAUUAAAAAUAAUGUUCAUUUAAGAAAAAGAGUGCUAUUGUGAGCAGAAGCAAUUCAAUAAAAUUUAAAUAUUUUCUUUUAUUAUAAUGCUUGCAGUUCUUUCAGCCAAGUAAUGUAUAAUAUGUACAUUGUAAAAAGAAAUACUGAAUAUCUUUUAUUUGCAGUUAUAUAAAAAAUUAUUAAUUAAA
Molecule: messenger RNA, 3851 nt
Organism: Stegodyphus dumicola
Lineage: Eukaryota; Metazoa; Arthropoda; Arachnida; Araneae; Eresidae
Product: serine/threonine-protein phosphatase 1 regulatory subunit 10-like
Cellular component (GO): PTW/PP1 phosphatase complex; nucleus; chromatin
Molecular function (GO): metal ion binding; protein phosphatase 1 binding
Source: RefSeq, a predicted model, not a curated record